This is a messenger RNA of Leptosia nina, 2673 nucleotides long. Lineage: Eukaryota; Metazoa; Arthropoda; Insecta; Lepidoptera; Pieridae. The record is from the annotation of a GenBank genome assembly.
AUGUUAAAAUUUCGUAUCGCGUGCUGCGUUAUGUUCGCAGUCCUGCAGCGAUGCGCUGAGAGUCAGCAAGAUGUAAUUAUCGAGGAAUCCGCAUCCAUAGAGUCUGUCCACGCAGCGUUGGGGCGGGCGGCAGAGUUGCCUUGUGACGUCACACCUGCGUUAGCGCACGAUAGCGUGGCUCUGGUUAUUUGGUAUAAGCAAGGACACAACACACCUGUAUAUACUUUCGACACGCGAGAUGGCGUGGACACACAUUGGUCUGACCCCGCAACGCUCGGGGCGAGGGCUUCCUUCCGAACUAGUACCACCCCAGCUCUGCUGGUACUUACUAAGAUAAGGCCCGAAGACAGCGGACAGUACCGAUGUAGAGUGGACUUCAUAAAAUCGCCGACAAAGAACACUAGGCUCAACCUCACUGUCUUGAUACCUCCAGAACGACUAGUGAUACUGGAUCAAGAUGGAGAAGAGUUUCGGGGCAACGCUAUGGGGCCAUUCGAUGAAGGGACCAGGGUCAAUCUCACUUGUGUUGCUAUUGGAGGCCGUCCAGCAGCAAGGGUAUCCUGGUGGCAGUCUCAUGCUCUACUAGCCAAUUCGGAGUCACGAGCAUCUGUCUCUUUCACACUGCAGCGGGAUUUGUAUCCUGCUACCCUUACUUGUCAGGCCGUCACUGACCCAUCUAUAACGCCGCUUUCAGAGAACGUCACUAUCGACAUGAAUCUCUACCCUCUAUGGGUACGAAUUAUCGGUGGAGCAAGACCGUUAGUUGCUGGACGAGGAGUAGAACUGGUCUGCCAAGCUGUUGGGGCCCGACCACACCCAACAAUGUCCUGGUGGAAAGGCGCCACGAGACUUCACACAAUACGAGAAAAGGUAUCCCCUGAUGGCAAUGUUACAAGCAGCAUUCUGACCAUAGUGCCAACCGUAGAAGACGCCGGCAGGGUGAUCUCCUGCAGAUCAGUCCAGCAGAACUUAAAGCAUUCCGUCCGUGAAGAUGGAUGGCAGAUGGAUAUACAACAUGUGCCGAUCCCAAAACUAAAGUUGGGUGCCAAUCUAGACCCUGAUAACAUAAUGGAGGGAUCUGACGUCUACCUCGAGUGUAGUGUUCGAGCGAAUCCACCACACGAACACGUCUAUUUUACUUACAAUGGGGUGGUUGUAAAAGGCAGCGGCGGAGUACUAGUGUCGCGUCAAAGCCUAGUUCUACAGCGUGUUUCUAGACAACGCGCCGGCGCAUACGUUUGUGUUUCCCGCAAUUCGCUAGGAGAGGGCAGCAGUGACCCAUUGCAUCUUGAUGUUAAAUUUAGUCCGGUGUGCUCAAAGCGAGAAGGCACUGCGCUACGAGCGGCCCGAGGCGAAACUGUCACAAUACAAUGCGACGUGGACGCUAAUCCUAUGCCGUCGUCAUUUCGAUGGUGGUUCAACAGUUCAACUUACAGCGAACGAGAACUCAGCAGUAGCACUGGAAAUUCAUACCGCUACAGAGUAAAUAGCUCAUCGGAGUAUGGCUGGGUACAAUGUUCGGGGACCAAUUCGGUGGGACGACAGACCGAGCCGUGCUUGUUCCAUAUCUUACCAGCCGACAGACCAUCUGCAGUCCAGAGUUGUGAUAUUAACAAUGUGACCCACGACUGUUUUAUGAUCGACUGCUCGCCGGGUUACGACGGGGGCCUGUCGCAGGAGUUUUUAUUACAGGUCUACGUCGUAGAGAACGGUGCCCUAAUCGCGAACAGAACGGGCCUCGCCGGACAAUGGAGAGUUUGCAAUGUAUCGGGCGCGGAAUCGGUCCGUGUGUCCGUCUACGCAUACAAUAGGGUGGGGUUGAGCGAACCCCACACAGUCACCGUGGGCCUGCUCGAACACCCGCAGCGGCAUACGGGUGUAUCAGCCGUCAGUGUCCAGUUAUCGGCUGUGUUGGUGUCGGUACUGUGUGCUGUCAGUGUUCUAGUCUGUAUCGGAACUUUGGCGACAUUUGUGCUUUGCUAUCGACACUGCCAACCGAGACGUGGAGAAAAACCGGAAAAGGCGAAAGGCCGCGACGAAUCGACCAAGGACCUACUCGAAGACAAAAGCGAGGCAAAAGACGAAAAACACUCGGAUACUAACCCCGAUAUAAUCCCAGUUGAAACGAAACAGAGUAUAUCAGUGACAGAGACGGCGCAACCGUUGUUGUCUCACUCGCACGGCCAUUGUUGUGAUAGAUCUAUCUGCGACCAGUACGUAGUUAGGCCUUUACAGUACCACGUUCAUCCGUACAAUAUAGAUGCGAACUCACCAAGUUUGAGCUUAGAGCCAUUGGACUUGAGCUAUUUGCCAUCGGAGUAUCGACUGCCACAUGAUAAGGUCUAUGAAGAUUGGCUUAGGUACAAGAACGCCUUGCCUAUGGAUACCAGCAACUUGCUCCCGCCGCACCAAAUGGUUCCUCAGCCACACACAAUCUACAGUAGCAUCAAACGGAACCCACUGAAGCUUGUGAAGAUGCCGGAACUGGACCCUUGUCGGCUUGAAGUCCCGAAUUAUCCACGAUAUUCCCCAUCCCUCCAGUUGAACCCGGAAAACAACACGGCGAGAUUCAACAACGCACAAAUUAAUGAAACUUUGGGCAGUUUGAACGAACAUGAACGCCCACAACAGAACCAACCAGAAACAGCGAAUACUACACACACACAGCGAUGA